This is a messenger RNA of Elaeis guineensis (African oil palm), 2129 nucleotides long. Lineage: Eukaryota; Viridiplantae; Streptophyta; Magnoliopsida; Arecales; Arecaceae. The record is from RefSeq and is a predicted model, not a curated record.
CCGCGUGUCACGAGAGCGUCCGAGCGGAUGGUGGCCACCACUCACCGCUCCCUUUUACAACCACCGGUUCGUCCGAAUGUCCCCACAUUUCGCCACCUAUCCUUUAUCGACUCCGCCCAACCGACGUGUCCUGUUACACGGUGGUACCCGCUCCCUUCUCCGACCACCAGCCUGUCCCUCAUUUCGCCAUCUGUCCUUGUCUUUUUUCCUCCUUGGUGUAACGGACCCUGUGCCUUUAAAACUGGUCAAGAUUCCCCAUCGGAGAGCAAACGCGCACUCUCCAAAGCUUCGAGUUCUUUCUCCGCCCCUGCCGCCGCCAUGGAUUCCGGCCAUUUUCCGCUUCUCCUCGCCCUACUCCUGACGAUCCUCGCCGGAAUAUCGUCGGCAUUGCCGGAAAAUGCUCCCACAUUGCCGUCGCAGAUCAACUCCAACUCGGUCCUGGUCGCGCUGCUCGACUCCCACUACACGGAGCUGGCGGAGCUCGUGGAGAAGGCCCUCCUCCUCCGCGCCCUAGAGGAUGCUGUCGGCCGCCACAACCUCACCAUCUUCGCCCCCCGCAACGAUGCCCUCGACCCCGAGUUCAAGCACUUCCUGCUCGAGCCCGGCAACCUCAAGUCGCUCCAAACCCUCAUCCUCUACCACGUGAUCCCCUCCCGCGUCGUCGCCUCCGAAUCAUGGGCGGCCGAGCCCGUCGACCAGCGGACCCUCUCCGGGGACCGCCUCCGCCUCUCCGGUGACGGCACCGCCGUGAAGCGGGUCGGGACCACCGUCGUGAUCCACCCGGACGCGGUGGUCCGCCCGGACGGCGUCAUCCACGGCAUCGAGCGGAUGCUGGUCCCCAGAUCCGUCCAGGAGGAGUACCUCAACCGCCGGCGGAGGCUGUCCUCCGUCGCCGCCGUGCUGCCCACCGGCGCGCCCGAGGCCGACCCCCGGACGACCGGUCACCGCCUCUUCCCCUCGAGACCGGUCUCCCCUUCCGACGGGCCGACGACGUCCCCGGACCCCGCUGUGGCGGCUCCGUCGUCCGCGCCGGCGCCGGCGCCCGGGUCUGCCUUCCAGGUGUUCGAUGGGGAGAGCGAGGUGAGGGACUUCAUCCAGAGCCUGAUCCGGUACGGCGGGUACAACGAGCUGGCGGACGUGCUGGCGAACCUGACGUCGCUGGCGUCGGAGAUGGGGCGGCUGGUCUCGGAGGGCUACGUGCUGACGGUGCUGGCGCCCAACGACGAGGCGAUGGGGAAGCUGACGGCGGAGCAGCUGAGCGAGGCGGGAGCGCCGGAGCGGAUGGUGUACUACCACCUGAUACCCGAGUACCAGACGGAGGAGAGCAUGUACAACGCGGUGCGGCGUUUCGGGAAGGUCCGGUACGAUACGCUACGGGUGCCCCACAAGGUGGUAGCCAGGGAGGCCGACGGCUCGGUCAAGUUCGGCCAGGGGGAGGCCUCCGCCUACCUCUUCGACCCGGACAUCUACACCGACGGCAGGAUCUCCGUGCAGGGCAUAGACUCCGUGCUCUUCCCGCCGGAGGAGGAUACCGUGUCGCCAGCGCCGGCGCCGACCGCCACCGUUGGCGUUGCCAAGCCAAGGCGAGGAAUGUUGCUUGAGGUGGCGUGCCAGAUGGUGGGUGCCUUCGGUCAGCGGUCUCGUUUCACCACCUGCCAGUAGACACGGCCAACCAGAAAAGAAGCAUAGACAGAAGAAUAAAAGGUCACACAAAAGCGCUCCAUUACUUGUGAUAAUUGUGUUCUUUGCUAUGAAGCAGAAGUGAUGAAUACUGAUAAGUGAAACGUCUGUGAGCAGGUGCAGCAUGGUCGCCUGAGGUAGUAGCCAAGCAGGAUGAUGUAUAAAAUUUGUUAGACAGCUUAUCGCAUUGGAGACUAGUUGGAUUUCCCAUAGAUUUUCUUUCCGUUGUUCUUGUUCUAUGGUGCAGCUGUAUGCUCGGAGAGGAAAGAUGAGGUGGCUAGCAUGGAUGGGGUUCUGGUGUUUCUCUUUGUUCGAUUUUCCUUACUAGUUACUGGUUAUAUGGUAACACUCGCAUGUGAAUAUCAAUAAAGAGGAAAUUAGUAGGAUGAGCACUAUAUAUUUGGACACUGUUGUCAUAAAUCGGUAUGAGAUGUCUCUUUAUUUUCCCA